Molecule: messenger RNA, 2585 nt
Organism: Ceraceosorus bombacis
Lineage: Eukaryota; Fungi; Basidiomycota; Exobasidiomycetes; Ceraceosorales; Ceraceosoraceae
Source: the annotation of a GenBank genome assembly
AUGUUCCCCUCUCCCUCUCCUUCCCCUUCGCCCUCGCCCGGUCCGGCGUUCCUCUACAACCAACAUCACGCGCAUGGACAUGGACACGGGCAUGGUCACGGGGCUCACAAUCAUGGAGGGCAUGGCUCGAGCGGCUUGGGUGCCAUUGGGGGAGGAGCGGGUGGAGGUCUAGGCAAUGGCAUGGGCAAUGCCUCUGGCAGCUCACCUUUCGAAGGACCUGGAGGAGCAAAUGGCUUCCCACCACUUGGUCGAUAUGCGCCCAACAACCUGGGUUGGAGCGCUGUUGGAGGUGGGAGCAUGAACCUUGGCUCUGGAGCACUCAAUGCGGGCGCAAGAGGCGCAGGGUCCAGCAAUGGCGCUGGGCACACUAGCAAUCCCUCUUUGUCCAGUCUCAACUCGCUGGCACAUGCACAUGGAGGUGCGAAUGGAGCAGGUUCCAUAGGAAUGAAUGCGCCUGGAAGUCCCAGCUACGGUCAUGGGCCAGGGCCACUUCAUCAUCCCCACGCUGGAGCUCUGGGUCAUCAUCAUCAUACUGGUCAUGGUCUGCAUGGACCUAGCGGACUGUCUCAGCUCGCUUCCUCGCCCGGCAUGGGUAUGAGCGUCGGCGGGCACUCGACUUCCUCCAGCAGCCAGCCUUCAGCAAUCAACAGCUCCCAUUGGAAUCAGCAGCUUGUGAAAGCAGAGGUUAGUGAAUGCGCUUUAGGCUCUGGACCAAACGAAAUGAGCAAAUGGCUAAUGUCUUUCGCUCCCGUGCACAGAUUUCGAGGGCUUCUUCCUCUCCACAUCAUCAUGCUAGAGCAGCUGCUCUGGCUGCUAGAAGCGCCACAUCUGCCGCCAUAGCCAUCCAAGAUCCGAACAAGGCUGGACGCGGAGCAGCCAAUGGCUUGCACUUGUCGAGCAGUCUGAAGAAGGACAACGCCGACGCAGCGAGCGAGGACGGAGGUCACGGUAAUGGCAGAGCGGGUACCAAUGGCAAGGCCGAUUCUGACAAGAAAGAGAAGAGCGGAGGCUGGACAACUAUCGACAUGGGUGGAUUGGGCCUCAAGAACCUGGCCAAGGAGGUGUUCAGGUACGACUUCCUCACCUCGCUCUUUGUCAAUCACAAUGCUCUCUCCACAAUUUCUCCAGCCAUUAUGCAGCUGAAGAACUUGGCGAUCUUGGACGCGUCCGGCAACCGCCUAGUCAAUCUGCCGCCGGAGAUGGGCAUGCUCACACAGUUGAGGGAGCUCUUCUUGUUCGACAACCAGCUCGAGACGCUCCCUCCCGAAAUGGGCACACUUUACCAGCUAGAGCUGCUGGGUGUGGAAGGCAACCCCAUGCAGGAAAAUCUACUUUCACUGGUGCAAAAGGAUGGCACGCAAGCCUUGAUCUCUCACUUGCGGGAUACAUGUCAGGUGCCAAUGCCGCCACCGGAAAGGGAGUGGAUCAACAUUGAUGCGGAUUUGCCACCCCCUCCGCCUGCCAAUGAAGAUGGCACACCAGUCCCACCUGGAGAGGUCUUCAACGUGCUAUCGUACAAUGUCCUCUGCGAGCGGUAUGCGACUCCUCAGAUGUACGGCUACACGCCGAGCUGGGCAUUGGCUUGGGACUACAGGAAGGAAUUCAUCCUUCAAGAAGUCAUGAGCUACUCUGCCGAUAUUUGCUGCUUGCAAGAAGUGGAUUCGGAGCAGUACGAGGACUACUUUUUGCACCACCUGUCCCAACAAGACUAUGAGGGCGUCUUCUGGCCCAAGAGUAGAGCGCGGACGAUGAGGGACGAGGAGAGGAGAAGGGUGGACGGAUGCGCUACGUUUUUCAAAUCGAACAAGUAUGCUCUGAUCGAAAAGCAGCUGAUCGAGUUCAACCAGACUGCUCUUCAAAGACCUGAUUUCAAAAAGACGGAGGACAUGUUCAACAGGGUCAUGACCAAGGACAACAUUGCGACGGUCUCGCUUUUAGAAAACAGACAGAGUGGAUCGAGGUUGAUCGUGGCCAAUGCGCACAUCUAUUGGGACCCAGAAUUCAGAGACGUGAAGCUGGUCCAAACCGCGAUGUUGAUGGACGAGCUAGAAAAGAUCGCAGCCAGGUUCGCGAAGUUUCCACCAAAGUUGGAUUUGGCGGAAGGGUAUCCAUCUGCGCCAAAGUACUCCGACGGAACCAAGAUCCCGACCAUCGUCUGCGGUGACUUCAAUUCUGUUCCCAAGUCUGGCGUUUACGAGUACCUGUCUGGAGGAGCGAUUCGGGGCGAUCAUGAGGACUUCAUGUCGCACAUCUACGGCAACUACACUUCGGAAGGACUUGGCCACAAGUUGCCACUCAAGAGCGCCUACGCCAAUAUGGGAGAGAUGGAAUUCACCAACUACACGCCUGGGUUCGAAGGUUGCAUUGACUAUAUAUGGUACAAUCAGAAUGCUCUGGCGGUCACAGGUCUGUUGGACGGUGUGGACAAAGGCUACUUGGAAAAGGUCGUCGGCUUUCCGAACGCCCACUAUCCUAGCGAUCACAUCUGUAUCCUGAGCGAGUUUAGGGUCAAACAUCCGAAAGAUCCGCCCACAUCGAGACCUGCAAACUUCGGCAACUCCUUCUCCAACAGGGAUAGGAGAUGA